Molecule: messenger RNA, 474 nt
Organism: Dreissena polymorpha
Lineage: Eukaryota; Metazoa; Mollusca; Bivalvia; Myida; Dreissenidae
Exons: 4
Coding region: 71-409 (112 amino acids)
Source: RefSeq, a predicted model, not a curated record
AAAGUCGAUACCUUUAAACGUUGGCCACUUUACUGAUUUUGAUACCAGGAUCAAUUACAUACAUCUCAUCAUGUUCAAGCUGUUCGUACUCUGUUUGGUCCCAUGCGUGCUUUGUGCGCCACAGAAGAAAUUCAUCGAACAAUUUGGCCUUCCGCUUGGCAACCUGUUUGAUCUAAACACUCUGAAGUGUGAUGUCCAGAUCAUGCUGGAUGUCCUGGGUGCUGACCCCACGGAGCAGGCCUGCGAGGCUGAGUGUCACAAACUAGUCCAGGACGGAACCACGCUGUCAUAUGGAUGCCCGCUUGUUUGCCAUGCCUUCCAAAACUUGGCCCACUAUUUCCACGAAACCCCUAAACCAGGCCAGGCCAACACGACUUGCGGUGGUCUCAACGUUAAUCCUGGCAAAUAGAGAAAUCUUAGCAUGAAUCUGAACCUGAUAAUAGCUAUAGAAAAAAGAAUAAAACAUAAAGGAGA